AUGGGAACUGCAGCAUCUAUCAUUAAAGAAUGCCUUCUCAGAAUGUCGUUGGCUCGUGCCUAUCUGGGGAUGCAAUGCUUCUGGGGAGAAUCUGCAUUUGCCAAGCUGAAAAGGCGUGAAAAAGACGCGUGUGGGCUAUGCUGGAGGCACGACCGUCAACCCAACAUAUCGAAAUUAUCGGGACCAGCACAGUUCGAUCCGUCGCAGAUCUCGUACCGCCAAGUGCUCGAUUUCUUCUGGUCACAUCACAAUCCAGCUGAACUACGGAAAAAGCAGUACCAGUCGGCGAUCCUUUACGAGACAGAGGACGAGAAGAAGAUCGCCGAGCAUACCUACGCUCAGGCUCGGACGAAAUACGGCAACAUAGAGACGUAUGUGGUCAAGUUGGACAAGUUCUACCAGGCUGAGGACUAUCACCAGAAGUACUGGCUCCGAAACAGGCAUGACAUAUUCGAUGAACUCAAGCUGAGUGAUGACCAAGUCGCCAACUCUGUUCUGGCAGCCAAGAUGAACGCCUAUUGUGCUGGUUAUACGGACUUCUCCGAGUUGGAGGAGCUGAAGAAAGAACAUGGACUCAGCGACAGCCUGGUGGAACGAGUCAAGCAUUUCGCGCUAGCUGGCGGUGAUCCAAGAAAUUGCCACUAA
Molecule: messenger RNA, 645 nt
Organism: Cooperia oncophora
Lineage: Eukaryota; Metazoa; Nematoda; Chromadorea; Rhabditida; Trichostrongylidae
Source: the annotation of a GenBank genome assembly